AUGGCUCCUAUUCUAGGCUUUGUCGACGUCAGCACGCUCUCGCCUCGGGCUGUCAAGCAAUACGAGGCUAAUAUGGAGAAGGAAAACUCCAUAGCCACACUUCUUCUCGUGAUCAUCGUGAUCAUCGGUGCAAUCGCCUUGGGAGGCACUUUUUACUGUCUGAUAAAGCCCAAGUGUGAGGAAAAGUGGAAGCCCAAGCUUAAGCCCAAGCUUCGGGACUACAAGAAGAAGUGUGAGGGCUGGAAGAAGAUGGUGGGGGACUGGCAUAUCCCCAAGGAACUAAGGGCGCCAGAGCCUGCUCAUGUGGCUGCUCGCCCUGUUCCUGAGGCUCCGGAGGUCAAACAGAUCACCCGUGAUCUGACCCCGGAGUACAUGAAGAUGUCGACGGCGGGCAUCCUCUAG
Penicillium vulpinum is the source of this 402-nucleotide messenger RNA. RefSeq lists its product as uncharacterized. Bases 1 to 402 code for a protein of 133 amino acids. The transcript is spliced from 3 exons. The record is from RefSeq and is a predicted model, not a curated record. NCBI's taxonomy places the organism in Eukaryota, Fungi, Ascomycota, Eurotiomycetes, Eurotiales, Aspergillaceae.